This is a messenger RNA of Lasiodiplodia theobromae, 1872 nucleotides long. RefSeq lists its product as uncharacterized. The transcript has a single exon. Bases 1 to 1872 code for a protein of 623 amino acids. NCBI's taxonomy places the organism in Eukaryota, Fungi, Ascomycota, Dothideomycetes, Botryosphaeriales, Botryosphaeriaceae. The record is from RefSeq and is a predicted model, not a curated record.
AUGUCGUCUUCCAAACCUUCCGGCGACAAAGCCGGUGUGGAGCCUACUGGUAAACCGCCAUUGUACAGCGCAAUAGCCAGCGCAUGCUUCCUCUCGUACCCGUCUCCGUCUGAUAAGACAUCCCAAUUUCCCAAACUACGUGCCGGCGGGAUGAGCUUCUCCACGUUCCAGCAGCUGCUGGAGGAGCAACAACAACAAAGCCUACGGCAACUGCAGGAGAGAGAGGAAAAGGAGCUCGCCGAUGAAAUGGAACUAAACGGCCAUGAAAACUCUCGUAGCGGGAAAGACAACAGCAACACAGAGAACCAGGAGCCCUUGGGCCCGGCGGUGUCCGAAUGCGGCGUCGAGAGAACGGCCGAGCAAGACUCUUUGCUCCCCUCAGAGCCUUUGGCACGAAGCCGCGUCCAGCAGCCCCCCAUCAGCCCCGCCCCCUCCGACCCCGAAGACUCCGAAGACGCUGAAGACGCUGAAGACGCUGAAGACGCUGAAGACGCUGAAGACGCUGAAGACGCCGAAGAUACCGAGGAUGACGACGCCCUCGACGAAGAAGAGUGGGAUAGCCUGUCGCGAGCCUCGUCCUCGACCAUGGCAAACAGCAGCGACGGCGGGAUGUGGACGAGCUGGGACGAAGAAACGCUCGAGCGUGAGCAACAGCUCAGGCGCCAACAGGAGGAAGCGCAAGCUCAGCAGGCGGCCAUCGAGGAGCGCGAAGCCUUGAACCGGCGGGCUGAAACCCAUCGAAAGAUCGUUGAGGCGUUGAGCGAAGCGUGCGGAGAGCACAACGAGAUACUGGCGAAGCUGGUCCGCUGUCAGCAGGAGACUUACCAAAAGGUGAAGAAGGUGGAGGAUAAGUUGGAGGAGCAGAAAUGCAGCUCGCUGAACGAGGAGCAGAGGCUGUCCCACUCCAUCAGCAGGAUCAAUGACUACUUGGGGCCGUUUGAGGCUAGCGAGACUCUCAACAUGAGUCUGGAAGAGCACCGCAACUUGCUGGAAAACAAGAAGAAGGCGGUUACGGAUGCAGUUGAAGCCCAGGCAGAGAAGACGGACAGACUCAUGGGGUCUGUGACUAGUCUCGACAGCAAGGUCGUGCAGCUGUACAACAGCCUGAAGGGUCUGAAGCAGAUCGAGAACUUUCCGUCUUUGGCUAUAGAGAUGUGGAAGAAGCAUGAUGCCGCGCAAGACGCGAGGAUCAUGGAGCAGGCGAACAACAUCGAGCAGCUCCGGCAUGCGAUGAUGCAUGAGACCAAAGCAUCCAACGCUCGGUGGGAGACGCAGAUUGCUGAUCAUGAAGAUAUGGCGCACAAGAUCGCCCUUCUUGAGCAGCAAUUCGAGGCCUUCCCUACGCACUCCGGUCAAGCUCUGCGACAACAGGAGUUUCUUCAACAACUCCAACAAGCGAAUAAUUCAACCGUGAAAACCUUGGGUGUGUUGGAGCGCCGUGCCAACAAACUGGAAACCAGCCAUGCGGAGUUUAUGGCUCAGCAGACGGCUCGCGAGAAGAAUACCAAGGCCAGGAUACAGGAACUCCAGACAUGCAUAUUCAACACGGCCAAUGCUCUUGAAUCUCGCACUACAGAGAGGAUCGCCGAGCUGGAGCAGCGCUGGAUGGCGUGGGCCAAACAAGCCAUGGAGAACAAGGCGUCGGAAGACAGAGUCCAGGCACUUUGUGGCAGGAUCGAGCGUCUCGAGAGCGAGAACAAGGGGCUGAAGAGGCUCGUAAAGAAGCAGAGUGAGGCCAGUGAAACGGCGCAGCGCGACGUUGACGGCAAGGUGCGAGGCAUCCGGAAUGAUGUGAGUCUGCUCAAGAAGGAAAGCAAUGCCUACCAGCGGUACGAGCCGGGAACCUUCGACAACAGAUGGAUGUUCGGAUAG